Hevea brasiliensis (rubber tree) is the source of this 552-nucleotide messenger RNA. RefSeq lists its product as uncharacterized. NCBI's taxonomy places the organism in Eukaryota, Viridiplantae, Streptophyta, Magnoliopsida, Malpighiales, Euphorbiaceae. Bases 1 to 552 code for a protein of 183 amino acids. The record is from RefSeq and is a predicted model, not a curated record. The transcript is spliced from 3 exons.
AUGGAAUGGUCUGCAACUUCUGCCACUAAGGCUUAUCUUGAUACCAUCAAUCUGUGUGGCGAUCACAAGAGGAGAUGUGGCUUGUGGAUGACCCGGGAACCAGGGAGCAACGAAUUCAUAUCAGCAUUAGCAGCAGGAAUGAAAGCUAAACUCAUUGUGGAAAUUACGUCCGAUGUGUCACCAUCAACCGUAGCCUUAGCAACUGCUGCACGACAUACUGGAGGCAGGCUCGUUUGCAUUCUUCCUGAACCAGUUCUAGCUGAAUCAAAGAAAGUAAUUAGAGAUUCAGGUCUUAAGGACAUUGUGGAAUUCAGAACUGGUGACCCGUUGCUGAAUUUGCUCGAUGUUAAUCCAACAAAAUCGGUGGUGGUGGCAAACAACUUGGUUGGUGCAAAGAAAGGGUUGGGAGGCCAUUUCAGGAGAAUCACCAAGGAUACGAAAGAAGUUGUUGUGAGGUCUACCAAGCGCCCCAUUGGGAAAGGAAUGGAGGUUACUAUGAUCGGAAGAUCUAAUGUUAAUGAUAAGAGAGACCCUGGCGGAGGAUGGUGCUAA